This is a messenger RNA of Brassica napus (rape), 1833 nucleotides long. RefSeq names its product squalene epoxidase 5-like. Gene Ontology annotation, cellular component: endoplasmic reticulum; membrane. The transcript is spliced from 9 exons. Gene Ontology annotation, molecular function: flavin adenine dinucleotide binding; squalene monooxygenase activity. Lineage: Eukaryota; Viridiplantae; Streptophyta; Magnoliopsida; Brassicales; Brassicaceae. The coding region runs from base 66 to 1598 and encodes 510 amino acids. The record is from RefSeq and is a predicted model, not a curated record. Gene Ontology annotation, biological process: sterol biosynthetic process.
ACCUUUCUCAGCUCUCUUUAUACUGACUAAUAAUAUUUUUAUAUUGAGUAAUAAUAUUAAUAGAUAUGGACAAGGCUUUUAUGGAAGUUUUUUUAUGGACGCUACUUGCCUUCGUACUGACUUGGACGACAUACCACGUCACCAACAGGAGGAAGAAGGCAACGAAGUUGGCGGAUGUGGCCGUGGAGGAGAUACGAUACGGUGGUCCUGACGUCAUCAUCGUCGGAGCUGGUGUUGGCGGCUCAGCUCUCGCCUAUGCUCUUGCUAAGGAUGGACGUCGAGUACAUGUGAUAGAGAGGGACAUGAGAGAGCCAGAGAGAAUGAUGGGGGAGUUUAUGCAGCCAGGAGGACGACUCUUUCUUUCUAAGCUUGAUCUUCAAGAUUGUUUGGAGGGAAUAGACGCACAGAAAGCCACCGGCUUGACACUUUAUAAGGACGGAAAAGAAGCCGCCUCACCUUUUCCGGUGGAGGACAACAAAUUCCCUUAUGAACCAUCUGCUCGAAUGUUUUACAAUGGCCGUUUUGUCCAGAGACUGCGCCAAAAGGCCUCUUCUCUUCCCAAUGUGCGACUAGAAGAAGGGACGGUGAGAUCUUUGAUAGAAGAAAAAGGAGUAAUCAAAGGAGUGACAUACAAGAACAGUUUAGGCGAAGAAUCGACCGCCUUUGCACCUCUCACUGUGGUAUGCGACGGUUGCUACUCGAACCUUCGUCGCUCUCUAAACGACAACAAUGCGGAGGUUAUUUCGUACACAGUUGGUUACGUCUCAAAGAAUUGUCGCCUUGAAGAACCCGAGAAGUUACACUUAAUAAUGGCAAAACCGUCGUUCACCAUGUUGUAUCAAAUCAGCAGCACCGACGUUCGUUGUGCUUUUGAGCUUUUCUCUAAUUAUUUUCCUUCUAUUGCCAAUGGGGAGAUGGCUUCCUUCGUGAAGAACGAUCUUGCUCCUCAGGUACCUCCAAAACUCCGCAAAAUAUUUUUGAAAGGGAUUGAAGAGGGAGCAAAAAUAAAAGUGACGCCAGCAAAGAGAAUGUCAGCUACCUUGAGCAGAAAAAAAGGAGUGAUCGUCUUGGGAGAUGCAUUUAACAUGCGUCAUCCAGCAAUCGCAUCUGGAAUGAUGGUUUUAUUGUCUGACAUUCUCAUUCUACGCCGUCUUCUCAAACCAUUGAGAAAUCUCGGUGAUGCCAACAAAGUAUCAGAAGUUAUUAAGUGCUUUUAUGUAAUACGCAAGGUGAAUGCUCAACAAAAUAUGCAGGGGAGCGUGUAUCACUGGGAAGAAGAAACCACAGGUGUGAAGCCGAUGUCAGCAACAGUGAACACACUAGGGAAUGCAUUUUCGCAAGUGCUAGUUGCAUCAACGGACCAAGCAAAAGAGGCGAUGCGACAGGGCUGCUAUGAUUACCUCUCUAGUGGUGGGUUUCGCACGUCAGGCAUGAUGGCUCUGUUUGGCGGCAUGAACCCUCGUCCGCUUUCUCUUAUCUAUCAUUUGUUCGCUAUUACUUUAUCCUCCAUUGGCCAACUGCUCUCUCCAUUUCCAUCUCCUCUUCGCAUUUGGCAUAGCCUCAGACUUUGUGGUGUAAGACAUUAUAUCUUUCUUUGAACUGGUGUCUUUGAAAUUGUUGAUUCCGCAUCUCAAGGCUGAAGGGGUUAUCCAUAUGAUGUCUCCAAUAAAUGCAGCUGCGUAUUGCAAAAACUAUAUGACCGCAACCGCAGUGUAAACAUUGUGAUGCUCUGAAAACCGCGAUAUGUAUCAGACGUAUGUAUGGAUCACAAAAAAUUAUGAUUUUGUCAAAAUUGUAUUAGAUGCAUUAUGUUAUAGAAGAUAAUUUUCGGAA